AUGAUUAAAGAUCAUAAAGUGUCUAAUAUGAAUGGUGCUAUUGAAUAUAUUCUUCAAUCAGAUUCAACAUGGAAACAUCGAAAAGAAUUUCAACGUGAUGAAGAUCAUCUUAAAAAUUUAUUAAUUAAAUGUGAAUCAUAUUGGAUUGGUAAACGUCAAUCAGAAGGUGUUGAUAUUGAAGAUGCAUAUAAAUGUCAAUGGUGUGAUUAUAAACAUAUUUGUACAUGGCGUGAAGAUAAACAAAAUGAAUUUUCAAGAAAAAAAAGACGAUUUGAUUAA
Rotaria sp. Silwood2 is the source of this 279-nucleotide messenger RNA. The record is from the annotation of a GenBank genome assembly. NCBI's taxonomy places the organism in Eukaryota, Metazoa, Rotifera, Eurotatoria, Philodinida, Philodinidae.